Molecule: messenger RNA, 1016 nt
Organism: Eremomyces bilateralis CBS 781.70
Lineage: Eukaryota; Fungi; Ascomycota; Dothideomycetes; Eremomycetales; Eremomycetaceae
Exons: 1
Coding region: 93-842 (249 amino acids)
Source: RefSeq, a predicted model, not a curated record
UGUCCAUUUCCCGACUUUCACCUCUUGUCUCCUACUGCCAGCAUCAAAACCUCUAUACUCAUGCUUUAUCAAUACCUGUCUCCGGAAUAUAAAUGAAUACAGCAUCACUAUAUUUUCGAUUUCACAUCCUACUGACGACAAAUAUAACCAAUUAUCUCAAAAUCUAUCCGCUUAUUGGACUCGACAGUCCAACACUAUCUCACAUCAGGACUCCCACGCGUCGAGACGCUCUUCGAACCUCAAUCGUUCCCAAUGCAGCCGCCUGUAAAGCCCCCAGACGUGAUUUGGACCUUAUUGUUAUCAAAACAUCGCGCUCUGACCCAGAUUGGCGUAUUGAACGACGCGUUCCAUUCAUUUCCAUCCUCAUCUGGCCGGUCAUAAUACCAGAACUUCUAGGCCGAGAUGCCACCGCCCACGCAUCCUCUCGCGUACUUCAACUAUGGAUCCUGACCAUAGUCAUAUACCGCCUACCCACGCCCUUUCAUCUUGUAAUUGCCGAAUGCAACCUUGUACCAUCCCUCACAGUAGCCAUGCUUCUCAGUGAUGGGGGGUCAAAAGCGGUUCGACCAUUUGAUGUGGAUUUCGUAGCUAUACAAGCGCUCAACAUACGCACCGCCAAACUUCUAAUUCAAUGGAUUGAUUGGAACAUCGCCAUCGCAACUAUGGAUGAAUGGAUGAUGCGCUUGAAUGCAUUGACACACUCUAGCCUGUUAAACGUGGCUGCCGCGCCACUGACCUUGAGUACGAAUUCAUGUUCAUCCGGUGUACUUGGAUGGUACGUGUAUCUAGCAGCCCAACCUAGCAGGUCCGAUGGCGUCACCCUAUGGUUGCAGAAGUUCUGAUAAUUGUCGUCCAUGCGGUCCACGCUGGCGUAGGACCUGGAACCUUUCUUGCUCUAGCACACAAGGGCCUUGGAUAGAGUGCAGUAUGGAUUGGCCUGGUUGAGAGCUUCGCUUUGUAAUGAGAUCGCAGUUGCGAUGGCAACGCUUGCCAUCGUUGCGUAUCCCAACUCGUUG